Molecule: messenger RNA, 563 nt
Organism: Choloepus didactylus (southern two-toed sloth)
Lineage: Eukaryota; Metazoa; Chordata; Mammalia; Pilosa; Megalonychidae
Gene: FXYD4
Product: FXYD domain containing ion transport regulator 4
Exons: 8
Coding region: 114-380 (88 amino acids)
Biological process (GO): regulation of sodium ion transmembrane transporter activity; potassium ion transmembrane transport
Cellular component (GO): membrane
Molecular function (GO): sodium channel regulator activity
Source: RefSeq, a predicted model, not a curated record
UCCGCAGACCUGCUCUCUGCGCCCUGCUCUCUCAGAACUCACUGAGGGGUGGCCCGGAGCUGACCCUGCCCCCUCCUCCUCCUGCAGACCUGGCCCUGCCCCUGCCUGGGACAAUGGAGGAAGUAACCUGGGGACUUCUCCUCCUGCUGGCAGGCCUGCCUGCCUUGGAAGCCAAUGACCUGGUUGAUCAAGACAGUCCCUUCUACUACGACUGGGAAGGCCUCCAGCUGGGCGGGAUGAUCUGCGCAGGGCUCCUUUGCCUGGCUGGGAUCUUCUUCGCAGUGAGCGGGAAGUGCAAAUGCAAUUCUAGUAAGACGCACAGCCCCUUACCUGAGAAAGCCACUCAGCUCAUCACUCCAGGCUCUGCCAAUGCCUGCUGAGCACAGGACCAGCUUCCCGGAUCCCACACACGUCUCUCUCCAGACAUUGACCCUCUCUGCUGCUGUUCCCUCCUGCUUCGGGCCCUUAACCUCCAGGAUGGUCUUCCUUCUAGGGGUGGACCCUCAGGCUCCCUUCUGAUGGGUGGAGGGCCUCUACAAAUUCAUUUUAUAAGUUAAAAGGAU